Umbelopsis ramanniana AG is the source of this 1488-nucleotide messenger RNA. RefSeq lists its product as uncharacterized. The transcript has a single exon. Gene Ontology annotation, molecular function: aspartic-type endopeptidase activity. Gene Ontology annotation, biological process: proteolysis. The coding region runs from base 35 to 1288 and encodes 417 amino acids. Lineage: Eukaryota; Fungi; Mucoromycota; Umbelopsidomycetes; Umbelopsidales; Umbelopsidaceae. The record is from RefSeq and is a predicted model, not a curated record.
CCCUAGGCUCUCUUUAUCACUAGCCGUGUAUCAUAUGCGCUCUUCUUUACUCACAUUCACUGCUGUCAUCAACCUGUUAUUGCUUGCCGUGGAUGCCGCACCGACACGUCAGCCCAGACCAAUUUCCGUUCCACUAAAACGAGGGCUCAGCCCCUCACUUACCAAGAGGGGAGCAGCAUCGCAUCCUUUAUGGAAUUUUGCACCUUUAGGGUAUAUCAUUGAUGUUAAUGUUGGUACUCCAUCUCAAACUUUUACCGUCCUUAUCGACACCGGCUCUGCUGAUUUAUGGAUACCCUCCAGUUCCUGUACCAAAGAAACUGGAUGUCUCGGAAAAACUUUCGAUGCUUCACAAUCGUCUACUUUCAAAAACACGUCGGAACCUUUCGACAUCGUAUACGGUAGUGGGUCCGAUAACGGCACUUAUGUCACUGAUGUAGUUAGAAUUGGCGACUUCGCCGUCAAUGAUCAGACACUAGCCCUUGUUUAUGACGCCGGUAAUACUACUAAACAAGCAAGAUCUACGCCGUACAUGGAUGGUAUUCUGGGCAUGGCUUGGGAUACUGGUGUCUAUGGAGCUUUACACAACUAUACCUAUCCUCCUUUCAUCUAUAACCUCUACUCAACCGGUCAAAUCCCUACUUUAUCCUUUGGUUUGCACCUUGGCGGUCUCUACUCACAAGGGUACGCUGGUACUGUCACUUUCGGAGGCAUUGAUUCCUCGCAGUUUACUGGAGAUCUCCAGUAUAUCCCGGCUCAACAAGAAAACUUCCAUGGCACUACUUCCUACGUACACUGGACUGUUUAUGUAGAUUCAUUGAAGUUGCAGAGUGCCAAUACAACUUAUGGGUUCCCCAGUGGUCCUGCGCUAGUUGCUCUCGAUAGUGGUUCUAGUUUUGCUUACCUCCCAAGGUCCAUGGUGGAAGGGAUCCUUCAUAACAUUGCAGGCACUGACUAUCAGCCAAUCACCAACUCAACCUUCCAAGUUGAAUGUGCGCUGCUUAAUUCUACUGAAGUUGUUGAGGUCACUUUCCCUGGUGCAGGCAAUAGCCCCCCUGUAAUAUUGCAAGCUGCCGUCAAGGAUAUGAUUAUUCCUGAAACAGACGGAAUUAAUAAUGAGUGUCUACUUGGAAUCUCUGCUCAAGACCAGAACUCACUUUACAUUUUUGGCGAUGCUUUCCUACGAAGCUGGUACCUGAAUUUUGAUUUCACAAACAAGCAAGUUGGCCUUGCUCAAGCUGUGAACAGAGAUGACCCACAGUUUAGUUUCGAUGUGAAUAACCUUGUAUAGACUCCUUAUUUUUAUUCAUGUAUUGUAUACUGUUCGCUUUAAACGAAAAAUCAUCAUACCAGUUUUCUUUAUUUCGCCUAUUGAUAUGAAUAGCGUAUGGGACGUUGUAAGGCGAUUUAUCAAUGAUCGUGCGUUAAAAAAAGUUCUGAUCACAGUUGUUGGUAGCGCGGUCUCAAAACCAAACAAUCCUGAUAAAAGAG